GAAACUGACACAAAGUAGCGGGCCGAGCCCCGGGCGAGCGGAGCUGCAGCUGGGGGCGAGAGCCCGCGGGGAGCCCAGCCGAGCGCCCCCCGCCGCAGCCCCCGGCAUGGGCAGGACGGGGCGGCCGCGGCGGGCGCCGGGCGCCGCGCGCUGAGGGUCUCCCAUGGGAUUGCUGGCACCUUGCUGGGUGAGAUGGCACUGUGUGCAAAAAAGCGCCCCCCAGCCUUGGCCCUUGUGACCCCCAGAGGUGGGCUGGAGAGCCCUUGACAGGACAGCCCCGUGUUCUGGGACAUGAACUUGGUACCUGCAGUCCCAGAUCAGCGGAUGUUCAGGAUAGGUGUCACUCAGUUAGUGACAGAAGAAGAAAGGAGGGCUCGAGCCAAUGACCGAGAAUACAAUGAGAAAUUCCAGUAUGCAAGUAACUGCAUCAAGACCUCCAAGUACAAUAUUCUCACCUUCCUGCCUGUCAACCUCUUUGAGCAGUUCCAGGAGGUUGCCAAUACCUACUUCCUGUUCCUUCUCAUUCUGCAGUUGACCCCACAGGUGUCCUCUCUUUCCUGGUUCACCACCAUCGUGCCUUUGGUUCUUGUCCUCGCCAUCACGGCUGUUAAAGACGCUACUGAUGACUAUUUCCGCCACAAGAGCGAUAACCAGGUGAAUAACCGGCAGUCCCAAGUGCUGAUCAAUGGGAGCCUCCAGCAAGAGCAGUGGAUGAAUGUCUGUGUUGGCGAUAUUAUCAAGCUGGAAAACAAUCAGUUUGUGGCGGCGGAUCUCCUCCUCCUUUCCAGCAGUGAGCCCCAUGGCCUGUGUUACAUAGAGACCGCAGAACUUGAUGGAGAGACCAACAUGAAAGUGCGCCAGGCAAUCCCAGUCACCUCGGAGUUGGGAGACAUCAGUAGGCUCGCCAAAUUUGAUGGUGAGGUGGUCUGCGAGCCUCCCAACAACAAGCUGGACAGGUUCAGUGGGACCCUUUACUGGAAGGAGAGCAAGUUCCCCCUGAGCAACCAGAACAUGCUGCUGCGGGGUUGUGUGCUGCGCAACACCGAGUGGUGCUUCGGGCUGGUGGUCUUUGCGGGUCCUGACACGAAGCUGAUGCAGAACAGCGGCAGGACAAAGUUCAAGAGAACAAGUAUUGAUCGCCUAAUGAAUACAUUGGUGCUCUGGAUUUUUGGAUUCCUGGUCUGCAUGGGGGUGAUCCUGGCCAUUGGCAAUGCCAUCUGGGAGCAUGAAGUUGGGAUGCGCUUCCAGGCCUACCUGCCGUGGGACGAGGCGGUGGACAGCGCCUUCUUCUCCGGCUUCCUCUCCUUCUGGUCCUAUAUCAUCAUCCUCAACACCGUGGUGCCCAUAUCGCUCUACGUCAGCGUGGAGGUCAUCCGCCUGGGCCACAGCUACUUCAUCAACUGGGACAAGAAGAUGUUCUGCAUGAAGAAGCGGACGCCCGCAGAGGCGCGCACCACCACCCUGAACGAGGAGCUGGGCCAGGUGGAGUAUGUCUUCUCUGACAAGACGGGCACCCUCACCCAGAACAUCAUGGUCUUCAGCAAGUGCUCCAUCAGCGGCCGCAGUUACGGGGACGUGCUUGAUGUCCUGGGACACAAAGCUGAAUUGGGACAGAAGCCAGAGCCUGUCGACUUCUCCUUCAACCCUCUGGCCGACAACAAGUUCUUAUUUUGGGACCCCACCCUCCUGGAGGCUGUCAAGAUGGGGGACCCCCACACGCACGAGUUCUUCCGUCUCCUUUCUCUGUGUCAUACUGUCAUGUCAGAAGAGAAGAACGAAGGGGAGCUGUACUACAAAGCCCAGUCCCCGGAUGAGGGCGCCCUGGUCACCGCAGCCAGGAACUUCGGUUUUGUAUUCCGCUCUCGCACCCCCAAAACCAUCACUGUCCACGAGAUGGGCACAGCCGUCACCUACCAGCUGCUGGCCAUCCUGGACUUCAAUAACAUCCGCAAGCGGAUGUCUGUCAUCGUGCGGAAUCCAGAAGGGAGGAUCCGGCUCUACUGCAAAGGGGCUGACACGAUCCUGCUGGACAGACUUCACCCCUGCCCCCAGGAGCUGCUCAGCACCACCACUGACCACCUGAAUGAGUAUGCCGGGGAAGGGCUGAGGACCCUGGUGCUGGCGUACAAGGAUCUGGACGAAGAGUACUACGGGGAGUGGGCCCAGAGACGGCUCCGAGCCAGCCUGGCCCGGGACAGCCGGGAGGACCGGCUGGCCAGCGUGUACGAGGAGGUGGAGAGCGACAUGGUGCUGCUGGGCGCAACAGCCAUUGAGGACAAGCUUCAGCAGGGGGUUCCAGAGACCAUCGCCCUCCUGACGCUGGCCAACAUCAAGAUUUGGGUGCUGACCGGAGAUAAGCAAGAGACGGCCGUGAACAUCGGCUAUUCUUGCAAGAUGCUGACGGACGACAUGACGGAGGUGUUCAUUGUCACCGGCCACACUGUCCUCGAAGUGCGGGAGGAGCUCAGGAAAGCCCGGGAGAAGAUGCUGGACUCACCCCACGCUGUGGGAAAUGGCUUCACCUGCUCAGAGAAGCGUUCUGCCAGGCUCACUUCUGUCCUGGAGGCCGUUGCCGGGGAGUACGCCCUUGUCAUCAACGGGCACAGCCUGGCCCAUGCGCUGGAGGCGGACAUGGAACUGGAGUUCCUGGAGACGGCCUGUGCCUGCAAAGCUGUCAUCUGCUGCCGUGUGACCCCUCUGCAGAAGGCACAGGUGGUGGAGCUGGUUAAGAAGCACAAGAAAGCCGUGACCCUCGCCAUCGGCGACGGAGCCAACGAUGUCAGCAUGAUCAAGACGGCUCACAUUGGCGUGGGCAUCAGCGGCCAGGAGGGCAUCCAGGCUGUGCUGGCCUCCGACUACUCCUUCUCCCAGUUCAAGUUCCUGCAGCGCCUCCUGCUGGUGCACGGGCGCUGGUCCUACCUGCGCAUGUGCAAGUUCCUCUGCUAUUUCUUCUAUAAGAACUUUGCCUUCACCAUGGUCCACUUCUGGUUUGGCUUCUUCUGCGGCUUCUCCGCCCAGACCGUCUACGAUCAGUACUUUAUCACCCUUUACAACAUUGUGUACACCUCGCUCCCAGUCCUAGCCAUGGGGGUCUUCGACCAGGAUGUCCCGGAGCAGCGGAGCAUGGAGUACCCCAAGCUGUAUGAGCCAGGCCAGCUGAAUCUUCUCUUCAACAAGCGGGAGUUCUUCAUCUGCAUUGCCCAGGGCAUCUACACGUCCGUGCUCAUGUUCUUCAUCCCGUACGGCGUGUUUGCUGAGGCCACGCGAGACGACGGCACCCAGCUGGCCGAUUACCAGUCCUUUGCGGUCACCGUGGCGACCUCCCUGGUCAUCGUGGUCAGCGUGCAGAUCGGGCUGGACACUGGCUACUGGACGGCCAUCAACCAUUUCUUUAUCUGGGGCAGCCUGGCUAUCUACUUCGCCAUCCUGUUUGCCAUGCACAGCAAUGGGCUCUUCGACAUGUUUCCAAACCAGUUCCGGUUUGUGGGCAACGCCCAGAACACCCUAGCCCAGCCCACGGUGUGGCUGACCAUCACGCUCACCACCGUCGUCUGCAUCAUGCCUGUGGUCGCCUUCCGGUUCCUCAAGCUGAGCCUGAAGCCCGAUCUCUCGGACACGGUGCGCUACACCCAGCUGGUGAGGAAGAAGCAGAAGGCCCAGCACCGCUGCCUGCGACGGGUGGGCCGCACCAGUUCCCGGCGCUCGGGCUACGCCUUCUCGCACCAGGAGGGAUUCGGGGAGCUCAUCAUGUCUGGCAAAAACAUGCGGCUCAGCUCCCUCGCUCUGGCCAGCUUUACCACCCGCUCCAGCUCCAGCUGGAUUGAGAGCCUGCGCAGGAAGAAGAGUGACAGCGCUGGGAGCCCCAGCGGAGGGGCCGACAAGCCCCUCAAGGGGUGAGGGCUGACCCUGGGGCGCCCGUGCCGGCCACGAGCGUGCGGGGCGGUCCAGCCACCGAGAGGACAGCUCCUCAGAACUGCGGGCCCCCCACGCCCGCCUUGCAUCCCUCCUUGCAGACCCCAUCCUACUGGCACCUCCAGCCCGGGGGGGCGGUGGUGGUGGCGGGGGCCCGGAGGGCGGAGCAGGGACAGGGGCAUCAGGAGCCAGCCCCAGGGAGGGGUCAGAUGUGGAACCAAAAACUGAAAUUGAGAUUGGGUCUGCCCCUGCCCUGCUUGGAGCCCACAGGGAGACUAGAAUCUCUGUAUUUUUUUACUCCCACUCCCCAGAGGGGGCCGAGGGCCUCUGUUCCUGAAUUACACAAGAAUGUAUCAUGCUGGGAAGCCAGAGAUCUGCUGGGGCCUACGGGCCCCUCACGUCGUGUGUGUCUCUCCUUGAUUUGUGUUUGUGUCCAGUUUGGUUUUGUGUUUUUUAUUUGGCAGGAGGAGGGGGCCUCUGAGUGACUUCUGUGUUGUGGGAAGAGGAGGCUGGCCCCCCAGGGGUGCCCCAGCUGGCUGGAUGGGGUGGUUCUGCAGGGCCCUUGAGGGCUGCAAGGCUGGCCAGGGAGGAAGCCCCCGCCAGCCCCAGGGGUCCGCAGAGCACGGAGGAGGAGGACUUGGUCCCGUCCCCUUCCUCCCCCAGCACACGUAUCAGUUCCUGGGUCCGUAAGUCCUGCUGGUGUUGGGCUGGAGCCUGGGGGCGCCGUCCUGCCAUUCUCUGACCUCAAGCUGGGUGUAAGAUGUAGUCCAAAAAAAGAGAUUUCUUUCAUUUUAAAUUUGGAUCUGAGUUCAUUAGCAGAGUCCUGUCUGUCUUCCAUCCAUCAUCUGGCAUUUUCCUGCUCCCGCACCCGGGACCAGAGGCGGGGCUGAAGGGGAAGCGGGCCUCCACUGCUCCCUGCUGGUACACGAGGGGUCCCGCCCCUCCAGCCCCAGCAUCCAAGAGAGCUGUGGAGGGGGGCGGGGGUGCUGGCCGGCCCAGGCCCAUCCACACCCCAAAUCAGGCUUCAGCUGGGGUAGUUGCUACCAGUUCAGUCUGCGUAGUGGAGGGCCUGCUGAGGGUUGGUGUGGGCCUGGGAGGGGCGUGUAGGCCUUAACUCAGUGCAGGAGCCUCGAGGCAGGUGGGCUGGGCAGGGGGCCAGGGGAGGGGACGCUUGACAGGGAAAACCCUUUUGGCUGCACAGUUUACAAACCCAACAUCAUGUCUGUCUGUGUGUCUCUCAAGGUGAGAGUCUGAUUUUUAUACCAAAGAGGAAAUGAUUUUUUUUCAUAUUUGAUUUGUCUAUAUUAUAUAAAUAUAUAUAUAAAUAUAUAUAUACAAUUAUAUAUAUAUUAUUUUUUUGGUUCUCUCUCGUUUUUUUAGGGAGGGAGGCAGUACCAAGUUGCAUUGAGCUGUAAUAAAGGAACGUUCUGUAUAAUUUAUGACACAUUUCUAUACUUGCAAGAAUUAUAUCAUUUUAUGGACAUAAGAAAAAAAUGCCUUUUUAUAAAAUUCCAAUU
Zalophus californianus (California sea lion) is the source of this 5429-nucleotide messenger RNA. RefSeq names its product ATPase phospholipid transporting 8B2 (gene ATP8B2). Gene Ontology annotation, molecular function: magnesium ion binding; ATP binding; ATP hydrolysis activity. Gene Ontology annotation, cellular component: plasma membrane. The transcript has 29 exons. The record is from RefSeq and is a predicted model, not a curated record. Gene Ontology annotation, biological process: Golgi organization; phospholipid translocation. Lineage: Eukaryota; Metazoa; Chordata; Mammalia; Carnivora; Otariidae. The coding region runs from base 292 to 3897 and encodes 1201 amino acids.